UCUCUCCGAAACAGAGAGUGAGUGCCAAACGUUGACAAUAACAAAACGAACUAAUGAAAUGCUUUCAACCCGUAAUCAAAUACAUUGUGCUUAGUUGGGCUGUGCUCUUAAAGAAGUGCGUACAACGGACAAAACUCAACAAAAUGUCAUUAAAAUAUUUCUAUGAUUUGAUGUCACAGCCCUCUAGGGCCUUGUACAUUAUUCUGAAAAUGAGUGGGGUGCAAUUUGAAGAUUGUCCGGUCGCUCUAAGGAAUGGCGAACAUUUAACUGAAGAAUUCAAAACAAAUAUCAAUCGCUUCCAAAGAGUUCCAUGCAUAAUUGAUGAUGGCUUUAAAUUGGCAGAGAGUGUUGCUGUAUUGAGAUACCUUAGCGCCAAGGGAAAAAUUCCCGAAUAUUUAUAUCCCAAAUAUUUUGUUGAGCAGGCUCGUGUCGAUGAAUUCUUGGAAUGGCAGCACAUAACAUUGCGCAUUACAUGUGCCCUGUAUUUCCGCACCGUUUGGUUGGAUCCCUUGUUGACGGGCGUGAAACCUUCAGCUGAAAAGGUGGAAAAUUUAAAGGCACACAUGGAAAUGAAUUUGGGUAUUGUAGAAAAUGUAUGGCUGGAAAAGACCGAUUUUUUGUGUGGCAAUCAAAUGACAGUGGCUGAUAUUUUUGCUGCAUGUGAAAUUGAACAAACACGUAUGGCUGAUUAUGAUGUACGCAUUAAACAUCCCAAAAUUCGUGCCUGGUUGAAACGCGUGCGGGCCGCCUGCAAUCCUCAUUAUGACCAUGCCCAUCAAUAUGUGUACAAAAUUUCGGGUACAGCACCAAAUUCUAAAUUGUAAAAAUCGUAACAGUUUUGUUAAUUUAAAAAAAAAAAAUAGUUUUGAUGCCAUUAGACUACAGAAGAUGCACUUUUCGUAUUCGUGAUAAAUUAAAUCUAUGUGUGGUGCUUCCGUUAUAACUAAUAAAAGACUUCAUAUGUUCUUACAAUAAA
Molecule: messenger RNA, 976 nt
Organism: Musca domestica (house fly)
Lineage: Eukaryota; Metazoa; Arthropoda; Insecta; Diptera; Muscidae
Gene: GstT3
Product: glutathione S-transferase theta-1
Exons: 5
Coding region: 54-824 (256 amino acids)
Biological process (GO): glutathione metabolic process
Cellular component (GO): cytoplasm
Molecular function (GO): glutathione transferase activity
Source: RefSeq, a predicted model, not a curated record